GCAGCAUUUCUUUCAAACCUCAUUCAGCUUUUCGAAAAAUUUACAUGGAAACGUAAAGUCUACUCGCACAUUCUGACGGAAAAAUGAUUGGUCUGCGAAGAUCAUCAUGGCAAGAAAGACCACUGCUAAACUACUAUUAUUGUUGAUGACCACUGAUGUACUUCUUAUUUCCUUCACUCAGUCUACUCCGUGGUGGUCGAGAAGACGCCGAUGUAAAUCGUCCAAACCAUUGAUACGUGGUGUCAUAUGGGUAAAUUCUUGGCACCACGACUUCUCCACAGUUUACUGCAAAAAAAGUUUCUCUCUGAGAAAAUGGUACAGUCGACACCGAACUUGCAAGAAAGAUCGCAUCUUUUCGUUUGCAUGUGGAUACGGUCCAGUCACCUACAACAGAAAAGAUUGUGUAGGGAAAAACCAUCUUGUCAACAACUAUGACAAACCAGUGGACUUUGAGUGCAAACGGAACAGCUUUAUCAUCGGAGUCGGAAGUGAAUACAGCCAUCGGCACGCAGAUCGCAGGUUUAAGUUUCUUUGUUGUCCCGCGAGAGGUUUCGUUGCUCAUUCGUGUAAGACAACAAAGUAUCAAAAUGAAUGGAAAGGGGAUUUGGACUACUUGGUCCCAUCUGGGUACUUUUUGGUCGGAGUUUACAGUGAACAUAACAACUCCCACGAGGAUCGCCGCUGGAAAUUUGACAUUUGUAAAUUCAGCAAGAAAAGAGGAUAACUGAGAACAGAUGCAUGACAGUAAUUAACAUUAUCGUUCUUACAGAAGCUACACAUAGAAUUAGGUAUCAGAAAAUAAGGGUAGAGAGGUAAAGAUUAUAAAUUGUUGUACCACUACGAGGAA
Pocillopora verrucosa is the source of this 847-nucleotide messenger RNA. Its product is annotated as hemagglutinin/amebocyte aggregation factor. Gene Ontology annotation, biological process: collagen fibril organization. Gene Ontology annotation, cellular component: extracellular matrix. The record is from RefSeq and is a predicted model, not a curated record. Lineage: Eukaryota; Metazoa; Cnidaria; Anthozoa; Scleractinia; Pocilloporidae.